AUGGCCACUAUCUCUAUCGAUGAACUGGACAAGCACGUCCGCACCUUCUACGAGGGAAGGGGCCCAGACCAAAAAAACGCGCAAUUAGUUUUGAAUCAGUUUCGCGAGAAUCCAGACUCUUGGAUUCUAGUGGAUAAGUUGCUAGAGUCUGCAAAUUAUCCACAAACUAAAUUUCUUGGACUCCAGGUUCUUGAUAACGUUAUUCAGACCCGAUGGAAGAUUUUACCCAAAGAGCAACGACAAGGAAUUCGAAAUUUCGUUGUUGGCUUCAUAAUCCAAGCCUCAUCUUCACCAGAAAGCUUGAAUCAACAAAGGAUUCUAAUCAACAAACUGAAUCUUGUGUUGGUAUCGAUAUUGAAGCAAGACUGGCCCCAUGACUGGCCUGAUUUCAUCAACGAAAUAAUCAGCUCAUGUCGGAGCAAUCUCUCCAUCUGCGAAAACAACAUGGCCAUUCUCCGGCUCCUUUCGGAGGAAGUGUUCGAUUUUUCGGCGGAGCAAAUGACGCAGUCUAAAACCAAAAAUCUUAAGACAACUAUGUGUCAGGAGUUUUCUUCCAUCUUUCAGCUUUGCUCUGAGGUUUUGCAGAUGGCUGAGCAGCCAAGUCUCAUCAAGGCAACUCUAGAAACGUUACUUCGCUUUUUAAACUGGAUUCCUCUAGGUUAUAUUUUUGAGACUCCAAUCAUUGAAACACUCCGCACACGGUUCCUAGAGCAACCCGAGUUUCGGAAUGUUACCAUGAAGUGUUUGACCGAAAUCGGAGGCCUUCAGGUUAACCAAUAUCAGUACGAUGAGAAAUUGGUUGAGAUGUUUACCAACGUUAUGACAACAGUUUCAAAGAUCGUUCCGUUGUCUACAGAUCUCCGCUACGUUUACCCAUCAAGUAAUAAUAGAGAUCAGGAAUUUAUUCAAAACCUGGCCUUGUUCAUUUGCAAUUUUUUCACCCCACAUCUCAAGCUUAUCGAAAAUUUACCUAACAAAGAUUACCUUACCCAUUCCCAUUUCUAUCUUAUCCGUAUUUCACAGAUUGAAGAUCGUGAGAUCUUUAAAAUCUGUCUUGAAUACUGGAACAAGCUUGUUCAAGAGCUUUAUGAAGAAAUGCAGUCCCUGCCAAUCACUGAUAUCAAUCCUCUUCUUAGUAUGGGACAGAUCGGUGCUGUGGGGCUAGCUAGCGGAGGCGGCGCUCUUCAUCCCAACCUACAUGCAAACUUUCCAUUGAGAAAGCAUAUGUAUACAGAUGUUCUAUCGAACUUGAGACAAGUCAUGAUCGAAAGAAUGGUUAGGCCAGAAGAGGUUUUAAUUGUAGAGAACGACGAAGGGGAAAUUGUUCGUGAAUUUGUCAAGGAAAGCGAUACCAUUCAGUUGUAUAAGGCAACCCGGGAAUGCCUAGUUUAUCUCACGCAUCUGGAUGUAGUGGAUACCGAGAAUAUUAUGUCUGAAAAAUUGGCCAAGCAAGUUGAUGGGACUGAAUGGUCAUGGCCCAAUUGCAACACCCUAUGCUGGGCCAUUGGGUCCAUCUCGGGUGCCAUGAAUGAAGAGACCGAAAAGAGAUUUCUGGUUACAGUCAUCAAAGAUCUUCUUGGCCUCACGGAGAUGAAGCGGGGAAAGGACAACAAGGCGGUGGUAGCCUCGAAUAUUAUGUAUAUUGUCGGACAAUACCCUCGGUUUCUCAAGGCGCACUGGAAGUUUUUGAAAACUGUGGUGAACAAACUUUUUGAGUUCAUGCACGAGACACAUGAGGGCGUCCAGGACAUGGCUUGUGACACGUUCAUCAAAAUUGCUCAAAAAUGUCGACGCCAUUUCGUAGCACUCCAGCCUGGAGAGAGCGAGCCUUUUAUCGAAGAGAUUGUGCGAACUAUGCAAACAAUUACGCGUGACCUAUCACCUCAACAAGUUCACACAUUUUACGAGGCGUGCGGUUAUAUGAUCAGCGCACAAGGACAGUCUAGCAUUCAAGAACGCUUGAUUCAUGACUUGAUGGCUCUUCCGAACCAAGCUUGGGAUGCCAUCAUCCUGCAGGCGACCCAGGAUCCUAGUAUUCUAGAUAAUACUGAGACGGUAAAAAUAAUCGGUAAUAUCAUGAAAACAAAUGUGGCAGCCUGCACAUCGACUGGAAGUUAUUUCUAUCCUCAAAUUGGUCGCAUCUACAUGGAUAUGUUAUCUAUGUACCGUGCUGUUAGCCAAAUGGUCUCUGAAGGUGUUGCCAGAGAUGGUCCUAUUGCACCAAAAAAGCCUCGUAUUCGUGGUCUUCGUACUGUAAAGAAAGAAAUUCUGAAAUUGAUUGAGACUUACGUGCAGAAGGCGGACAAUCUCGAGAUGGUUAACGACAACAUAGUCCCACCGCUCCUGGAUGCGAUAUUGGUGGAUUAUAACCGUAACGUACCGGAUGCUCGAGAUGCGGAGGUAUUGAAUGUCAUGUCAACUAUAAUUAGCAAGUUGCACGGCUUGAUGGAGGACAAAAUUCCCAUUAUCAUGGAAAACGUAUUCGAGUGCACGCUCGAUAUGAUUAACAAGGACUUUUCAGAGUAUCCUGAACACAGAGUGGAGUUCUUCAAGCUCCUGAGAGCCAUCAAUUUAAAUUGUUUUCCUGCGUUACUUAAACUUGAUAAUCGCCAGUUCAAAUUCGUCAUCGAUGCUUGUCUAUGGGCAAGCAAGCACGAUAAUAGAGAGGUCGAAGCAGCCGGUCUGAACAUGUGCAUCGAGUUGAUCAAUAAUAUUGCCGAGACAGACCCUCAAACUGCGAGUGCAUUUUUCCAGCAAUUUUUCAUCCCUAUUUUGCAGGAUAUCUUCUUUGUUCUCACCGAUGCAGAUCACAAAGCUGGGUUCAAAUUACAAGCACUGUUAUUAUCAAGAAUGUUCUACUUCGUAGAUUCUGGAAAGGUUCAGACACCUCUUUACACACCGGAUCAGGCACCAGUAGGCACUACAAACUCACAAUUUUUGCGGGAAUAUGUGGCGGGGCUUCUCCGAAAUGCAUUCCCACAUCUUCAGCCAACCCAAGUGAAGAUUUUUGUAGAUGGCCUUUUCACCCUAAAUAACGACCUUCCAAAGUUUAAACUCAACCUCCGCGACUUCCUGAUCCAACUUAAGGAAUUCUCUGCAGGGGAUAAUACUGAAUUGUUUGCCGAGGACCGGGAAAUUGCUGCCGAAGAAGCACGACGGGCGGAAAGAGAAAAGGCAAUGAAAGUCGGUGGAUUGAUGAAGCCUAGCGAAAUGGAUGACGUUGAGUUGUGA
This is a messenger RNA of Morchella sextelata, 3231 nucleotides long. RefSeq lists its product as uncharacterized. Bases 1 to 3231 code for a protein of 1076 amino acids. Gene Ontology annotation, molecular function: nuclear export signal receptor activity; small GTPase binding. The transcript is spliced from 13 exons. Gene Ontology annotation, cellular component: nucleus; cytoplasm. Lineage: Eukaryota; Fungi; Ascomycota; Pezizomycetes; Pezizales; Morchellaceae. The record is from RefSeq and is a predicted model, not a curated record. Gene Ontology annotation, biological process: ribosomal small subunit export from nucleus; protein export from nucleus; ribosomal large subunit export from nucleus.